GAACGACCAUUUCAGGUGAAGAGGGUAAAAGUAGAAAACGUCGUACAUCUUUCACACAAAGUAAAUUAUCCGAGAAUAACCAUACAGAUUCCAAUUCCGUAUUGGAAUCACCAGAUCUGGCAAGGUCCAACCGUAAACCUCCUGAGUUCAAGGGUAUUAAAGAAAUUCAUCACAAGGGAACAACCCGAGCGUUCGCAAUAUCCGGUAAAUACAUUAUCACCGACUCGGGUCAUACUCGGGUGUGGUCAAUUGACACAAGUAACAACAUUAGUACGAUUUCUCAUGAGGAUACCAAAAUAACAAGUCUUUGCUGGCGACCAACACGAAGAAUCGAGGAUGUUGGUAGGUUUAUCUGGGGUGGUGGACAAGACGGUAACAUAUUCGUCAUUGACAUCAUCCAUGGUGGAGAAAAAUAUCAUGAGAUGACACGUAGAGCACAUAAUCAUUCGGUGAAUUUCAUCCUGCGUCAUGAAUUUCAAUUGUGGACCCUUGAUGAUAGUGGAAAACUUUUAAUAUGGUCAGAAGAAGAAGAUGUUAUCUCACUAAGAUCAACCCCAAAAUCAGUUCAGAUAACGGCAAAACAAAAUUGUGCUCUCGUAGUUGGUCAUCACCUCUGGACGGCUGCUGGAAAGAUCAUAGAGAUUUUUAAUCCUCUCGAAGAGAACAGAACAUAUGUAAAAAAGAUAGACAUUGGAAUCGACGUUGGUAAUGUAAAGUGCAUGACGCAAACGAGCGAUUCUUCAUUAGUUUAUGUUGGACAUGAGGAUGGUAAAAUUACCGCAUGGAGUGUCAAAACGUUUGACCGCGUGUUAACGGUAAAAGUGUCAGUCUAUAAUAUAACAUCUAUUUUGGGUGUUGGGGAUUACCUAUGGGUUGGAUUUAUGACUGGGAAGAUAUAUAUAUAUGAUGUCACGACAGAACGUUGGAAUGUUGUCAAGGAUUGGAAGGCGCAUAAAUCUCCAGUUAUUGAAAUGCAAAAUGACGAAUAUGGACUAUGGGAAGUAAAUCGAUUUCAAGUGGCUAGUUGUAGUGCUGAGGGACAAAUCAAAGUAUGGGACG
Molecule: messenger RNA, 1059 nt
Organism: Acaulospora morrowiae
Lineage: Eukaryota; Fungi; Glomeromycota; Glomeromycetes; Diversisporales; Acaulosporaceae
Source: the annotation of a GenBank genome assembly